AUGGUGAGCCCGAGCCCCGUGCCGAGGGCACCGGCGCCCACCGGCAACCGCGGCUGUGCCCGGCAGCCCCCGGGGCGAGCUGCUUUCUCCGCGGAUCCGGCGGCCUGCUUCUGCAACCCCGAGCACUUUGCAGGCGGUUUUGAGGGGGGACGCCGCCCCCUGGUCCCCCGGCCGCGGCCCCCUACUCUCCGCCCCCUCGGGUCGCCGCCGCCGCCGCCGCCGCGGCUGCUGCAAAAGGGCGCUCGCACGCACCGCGGAGCUCCGGGGAAAGCGCCCGGCGCGCGUUUGCAGGACCGGCAGCGGAGCUCAGCCGCGCGGCGCCGCCUCCCAAGGUGUUUUCGCCGCGCCCGCCCCCGGGGACGAUCCUCGGCCCGCGUCCGUCCAAGUACCUGCCCCAGUCCCCGGGCCGGUCGUCGGGCCACUCGAGAGCCCCUCCUGGGCUUCGCGGGCUUCCCGAAGCUCGCACCCGCAGCCCCACCCCCUCCGGGCGAGCGCCCUUCGCGGAUGGAGGUCACCGAAACAGGCGGCUGGCAGCGUGCGCUCUGCCCACCGGCUGGGAUGCGAGGACCACCGCCCAGAGUCCCCGAUUACAAGUCCGCACCCCUGCCCAUCUCCUCCCUGGCCGACUCCGCUUCUUCCUCGGAGGCUCGACGGCUCCUCCUUGCCCAGGACAGCUCCGGCAAACCCAGCCGCAUCGCAUCCCGAGUCCUAGGACACUGUUCUUUUUUUUGGGGGGGGGGGGCCGAGUGCGAUGUGCCCCCUGGCUAG
Molecule: messenger RNA, 768 nt
Organism: Rangifer tarandus platyrhynchus (Svalbard reindeer)
Lineage: Eukaryota; Metazoa; Chordata; Mammalia; Artiodactyla; Cervidae
Source: the annotation of a GenBank genome assembly